CCGGGAGCUCUCCGCCUGGCACUUUCGGUCCCGCCAUGUCCUGCUACAUCUACCAGCUGCCCUCCUGGGUGCUGGACGACUUGUGCCGCAACAUGGACACGCUCAGCGAGUGGGACUGGAAUCAUUUCGCCUCCUAUGUGAUCACGGACCUGACCCAGCUGCGGAAGAUCAAGUCCAUGGAGCGGGUGCAGGGCGUCAGCAUUACCCGGGAGCUGCUGUGGUGGUGGGGGAUGCGUCAGGCCACCGUCCAACAGCUGCUGGACCUCCUGUGCCACCUGGAGCUGUACCGUGCCGCCCAGAUCAUCCUGAACUGGAAACCAGUUCCUGAAAUCAGGCCUUCUGUCCCAGACUUCCCGGGUGCCGAGAAGCCAGGAAGGCCCUGGGCAGCUUCUGUAAGAAACACGGAGGAUGAACAGAAAAAGGGGCAGCCUGUGAGGCCAGCUGCCCUUCCCGACCCAGGGCCUGCUCCAGCCAGAGCCAGCCUCCUGCCUCCUCCUGAAGAUGCCCCUCCUUCCUUAAACACUGACCUUCCUGCUUCAUCUGAUUCAAAGGAUGUCAGCACCUCCAUUCCUAAGCAAGAAACCCUUCUGAGCCUGGCUGUAGACAGCCUUUUCUGGAAUGAGGUGGAUGUGGUUCAGGCAACCGAUAAUUUCAACCAAACCCACAAAAUCAGUGAGGGGACCUUUGCUGACAUCUACAGAGGACAAAGGCAGAGCAUACCAUUCGUCUUUAAGAAGCUCAGAGAGAUGGCCUGCUCAGGUCCAGGAUCAAUUGAAAAUUUCUUCCAAGCAGAGAUACGAAUUUGUCAUAGAUGCUGCCACCCCAAUGUCUUACCUCUGCUGGGCGUCUGCACUGGAAAACAGUUUUACAGCUUGAUCUACCCCUACAUGGCAAAUGGUUCUUUACAAGACAGACUCCGGUGCCAGGGUGGCUCAGAUCCCCUCCUCUGGCCCCAGCGCAUCAAAGGUUCUCUCUGUUUUCUUUUCCACAGCUCCAAUGUUUUGCUAGAUCAAAACUUCACCCCCAUGCUGGCUCAUCCAAAGUCUCACCUGUGUCCUGACAAUAAAAGGUCAAAAUAUACCAGGAUGAAGACCCAUCUUUUCCAGGCCUCAGCUGCAUAUCUGCCAGAAGAUUUCAUCAAAGUGGGGCAGUUGACAAAGCGAGUGGACAUCUUUAGCUGUGGAAUAGUGUUAGCUGAGGUCCUCACUGGCAUCCCUGCGAUGGAUCACGACCGAAGCCCAGUUUACCUGAAGGAUUUACUCCUCCAUGAAAUUCCAAGUAGCACCAGGAAGACAGGUGUGGAGAAAGUGAUGGCUAAGGAGAUCUGCCAGAAAUACCUGGAGAAGAGAGCAGGGGUUCUGCCGGAAGACUGUGCGGAGGCUUUGGCCACGGCCGUCUGCCUCUGCCUGCGGAGGCGGAAUGCCAGCCUGGCAGAGGUGUGUGGCACUGUGGUUGCUGUGGAAGAGCGGCUCAGAGGUCAGGAGACAUCGCUUCCUUGGGGUGGGCUUUCUGAGAGCACAGGCUCUUCCUCCAACAUCCCAGAAGAAACGGACGAUGUAGACAAUUCUAGCCUCGAUGCCUCCUCCUCCUUGAGGACAGCACCCUGGUCUGGGGUUUCUGCUUCGCCUGCCCCCACAGAGGACAGAGAAGGCAGGAUGCAGGCCAGUGGGGGAAUGCAGGCUGACUCCUCCUCUGAGGCCUGUACCAGUCCAGAGCCUCCCCAGGAUGAGACUUCGUGGAAAAUCGAGAUCAACGAGGCCAAAAGGAAGCUGAUGGAGAAUAUCCUGCUCUACAAAGAGGAGAAACUGGACAGCAUCGUGCUUUUUGGCCCCUGAUUACCAGAACACAGCUGAGGACCCUUGUCCUCUAGUGGAAAGACAACUGUCAAAUCAAGAAAAAGAUUUGGGGCAAAAUCCAAGGUCUCCCAGGAACUACAAACCAAACGUCAGCCUACCUGGGGGGAAGGGAAACUUCCAAUUUCCAGAGUAAGUGUAGGGAGAAGGGACCUCAGCUUUUAGAGAAAGCAAAAUCCAUGAAGUCCUCUUCCGUUCUGGGAUUUGUUAGUCAGAGCUGGGUAUCAUCAGGAGGUGGAAGGGGAAACCCUGGUACAUGGGCCCAGGAUGUGGGCAGGUUCGUGGUUUAGGGGAGGAUGUGACGUUAAGCGCCCCAGCAGAUGCCGUUACCCUGUUCUCACCCCUCAACAACUGACAGAGCGUUCUGAAUGCUGACGGCACUUUCCAAAGUUAAAAUCUCUGGGUCAUAUUUGCCAACGACCGCCUGCAAACCUCCGUGACCUGAAAGAUUUUCACCUUGUGUCCCAAUGCAGUUCUUGAUGCACGUCUCAAGGUCUCAAGUUUCACAAAGGCCAGACACCUGGCAAAGGACUCUGUAGGCUUUCUGCUUUCUUUUUUGGAAAUCUUGCAACCCACAUAUAUUUAUUUAAUGUCUGUCUACACCUUUAUCCCCCCAUCCCACUAAUGCUAAUAUUUCUGAUGGAGCUUUUAUUUUGAGAAUAUGUGUUAUUUAUAGCUGGAUGAAAAAUCAGAAGAACUGGUUUCAUUCUGAUUCUGCUGCUAAUUAAGUCAAUCAUGUAAUUUCUGGAACCUCAGUUUCCUUGUAAGUAACACCUGUUCAUUCUCCCUCCUUGGGCUGUUGGGAAGAAUAGGUGAGACAUAGCUAUAGAAGUACUUUGAAAAUGCACUUGUCCUGUUUUAUAAAAUAAAGAAAUAAAAAGACAUUAAACAUCUGUUUCUGCCAUGUACCUAAUGUUUAUGCAGUGGGUAUAUUUCUGAAAAGUCAUGUUGCAGAUUUUUUGGUGAAACAAAUGUUCUUUUAUAUUCAGUGUGCCCUAUUUUAAAUAAUCCUACUAUAGUGAUAUUUUCCCUUUUAUUUUUAUAAAAUAAAUAUACAUUGAUAAAGUCAA
This is a messenger RNA of Myotis lucifugus (little brown bat), 2923 nucleotides long. RefSeq names its product interleukin 1 receptor associated kinase 2 (gene IRAK2). Lineage: Eukaryota; Metazoa; Chordata; Mammalia; Chiroptera; Vespertilionidae. Gene Ontology annotation, molecular function: ATP binding; protein kinase activity; protein binding. The transcript has 13 exons. Gene Ontology annotation, cellular component: nucleus; cytoplasm; plasma membrane. The coding region runs from base 36 to 1835 and encodes 599 amino acids. Gene Ontology annotation, biological process: intracellular signal transduction; interleukin-1-mediated signaling pathway; protein phosphorylation. The record is from RefSeq and is a predicted model, not a curated record.